Amaranthus tricolor (Joseph's coat) is the source of this 1766-nucleotide messenger RNA. Its product is annotated as probable protein S-acyltransferase 17. The record is from RefSeq and is a predicted model, not a curated record. NCBI's taxonomy places the organism in Eukaryota, Viridiplantae, Streptophyta, Magnoliopsida, Caryophyllales, Amaranthaceae. The transcript is spliced from 10 exons. Gene Ontology annotation, biological process: peptidyl-L-cysteine S-palmitoylation; protein targeting to membrane. Gene Ontology annotation, molecular function: protein-cysteine S-palmitoyltransferase activity. Gene Ontology annotation, cellular component: endoplasmic reticulum; Golgi apparatus. The coding region runs from base 221 to 1402 and encodes 393 amino acids.
UAACACAACAGAUCUUCCAACCAAUUACAGAAUGAUGAAUCUUAAGAGUAACCAAUAAUAGAAGUCCUUGACAAUGAAGUUUCUUCGUUUUACUUUUCCAUUUCCAUUUCCAUUUCCCAACCCUCAAAGGUCAAAAGUCUUUACUGUCCAAACAACGUACUUGCCUCCAAUUUCACUCAAAUCUAAAUUCUCUCUGUGAUUUACCCUUCAAUAAGGAAAAAUGGCAGUUCAAUGGGCUUUAGUAUGCCAUGGCAUAAUCACAAUGUUAAUAUUAGUCUCCUUUAUUUGUGGGCAAUGGCCAAUUUUUCAGGGCACUUUCAUUGAACGCAUUCACAAUUUCAUCACUUUUGGUGCCUAUGAAUAUUUCUUGAAAUUUGUGGGGUGGGUUUGUGGAGAUCGAGCCAUGAAUGCAGUUUUAUCUGUUGAGUAUUACUGCUGUUAUCGUUCUAAUCCUACACUUCAGAUCAUAUACCUCGGAAUACUUUCAACAACGUAUUACUUUAUUGUGACAUCCUCAUUUGCUUACAUCCCUAAUUAUUAUUUGGGUGAAGUUCAUAGGUACAUAAGCAUAUUGGCUGUUGGUGUAGGUGUAGUGCUUUUUUUGCUCACGAGCUUUUCUGAUCCUGGAACCGUGACUGCCAAAAACGUAUACCAGUAUAUCUCCGUUUAUCCCUAUGAUAAUGUUAUAUUUUCAGAGAGAGAAUGUUCUACUUGCAAAAUUCUGAAACCUGCAAGAUCCAAGCACUGCAAUGUGUGUAAUCGUUGUGUAGCUCGAUUUGAUCAUCAUUGUGGAUGGAUGAAUAAUUGCAUUGGAGAAAAAAACACUAGGUACUUCAUGGCUUUUCUCUACUGGCAUUUCUGUCUUUGUUUAUAUGGAACCGUAGCGAUUAUUUUGAUUCUUGCUAGUCGGUUAAAGGAGUUGAAAGUAAUACACAUUUUGACAGUUUACUAUAAUGUCGAGAAUUCUUUUAAAGGGUUAGCUCCACAUGUCGUCCAGUGGUUGUUGAGCUCCUAUAACACUCAAAUACUUCUGAUGGUGUUUCUUGCCAUUGUCUCUAUGCUCAUGGCCGCCUUUUUCGGCUAUCACGCCAAACUGUGUCUUACAAAUACCACCACAAAUGAGACAUACAAAUGGCAAGAUCAUCGGAACCUUCAAAUGAAGAUAAAUGAAGCUAAAGCGAGUGCCUCAGCGCUAAAGGCAAGUAUUAAUGGUCUAACCCCUGAAAGCACCCCUCCCGAAAGCAAAUGGAAAUCCUUCUUCAAAAGGUCGCCUCUGAAAGACGCAGAAGUGGUGGUAAAGAAAAAUGCUUACGACAAAGGGAUCAUCCACAAUCUUUGCGAGGUCAUCUUUCCCUUCUCUACAAGAUCCUCAUUCAGACAAGCUAAAAAAAAGUCUCGUUGAUUUCGUAUUCAUUCCAUUUGUGCAAUCUGAUCUCUCUAUGACGUUCACAAUUUACCCAACCUUUUUAGCUCAGACAGCAGCAUUAUUUCGGGGUUAGUGUGAUCAUGGUGGCGGCUCUAGCGCGGAUGAACCAUAUUGUAUCAGUUGGUGCAUCAUUCUUUGGUUAUUAGGCAUGUAUACAAAUUAAGUUAUACAUAGAUUCUCAUUGUAUUAUCCUCCCAUUUUUAAGUGUUUGAUUCUGGUAAUAGAACCAAAUGAGUUUAUACAGUAAAAUAUUCAUCUUUGCAUAGUCAAACAUGGAUCAACAUAGCCAUUGAAAUAUUUGCCCAAUGACUUGAAAUCUAUUAUUCCGUUUUUUUUUUAA